AUGGAACAAGAACAGACUUUACAUAUUAAAAAGGGCGCCAUUGUUAGGACUAUGAAGGAAUAUAGUCUAUACAAGAAGGAGCUUCAAGAGGCUCAAUCGAAAUUCGAAUCAGUUAAGGCUACUGGUGAAGAGCAUGAGGUUAGAGCGGCAAUGAAAAUCUUAGAAGAAUCUUCAGCAGUACUAGAGGAUUCCAAAAAGAGACUAACCAUGAUAGCAAUGGACCUAGACCAGUACAUGAUGGAAAUGAUGAGAACAGUUGAAGAUUCAUCUGACACUAUGACUGAUGACACUUUGUUUUUGGAAUGUAAAUCAGCGUUGGAGGAUCUAAGUAGAAAUCAUCCCGAAAUUGAAUUUAGAAGGUCGUAA
Messenger RNA from Theileria annulata, 366 nucleotides. Its product is annotated as tubulin binding cofactor, putative. The coding region runs from base 1 to 366 and encodes 121 amino acids. The record is from RefSeq and is a predicted model, not a curated record. The transcript has 2 exons. Gene Ontology annotation, molecular function: beta-tubulin binding. Gene Ontology annotation, biological process: post-chaperonin tubulin folding pathway; tubulin complex assembly. NCBI's taxonomy places the organism in Eukaryota, Apicomplexa, Aconoidasida, Piroplasmida, Theileriidae. Gene Ontology annotation, cellular component: microtubule cytoskeleton; cytosol.